CCCCUUUCAUUUUUCGCGAACACUCCCUUUAAGCGACCGUUAUUUCUUUUGAAAGAAAGCAAUUUUUUAUCAUUCUUUUCACCAAGAUAAAGGAUACUGUGUGUAUAGUGUAUAUUAUACCCUUCCUUCCUCGGUCUCCAGAGUUUAGUAAUGAUUACAAUGCGAGGAAUAAAAGUUGUAUUGUCGGGUUUUCUUUUCUUGUGUCUCCUGAUAUUUUUGGUUCACCAACUAAAUAUAAACAAUUUUAGUUUUAGUUUAGGAAAUAUAUUCGCAGAAACGGUUGAACUAAAACUCAGCAAAGAGGACGUUAUAAUGACAGCAUUUAGAAAAUUAGAUGCUCCGAGAGUAGAAGCAUUGAUGAACUUAGAGGUUAUAGAUACCCCAGAUGGAGACGUAAAGGAAAUUUUCUUUCGAACUGUUUCGUUCCCGCUUCAAGGAGUCUGUAGGAAUAUGAAAAGAGUGGGAGGAAUUUGGUGGGGAAGACGGGCGGUAGAUGGAGAUAAGUUUGUCUGUUUGGAUCAAAUCAGUGAUUCUGACGUUUGCUUGAUCUAUUCAUUCGGCAUCAAUAAUGAAUGGAGUUUUGAGGAUCUGAUGGAUUCUUUUAACUGCGAGGUUCAUGCAUAUGAUUUUUCACAUAGUGCACCUGCAAAAAGAGGAAAUCAGAUUUCUUUUAUAAAGAAAGGAAUAGGUGCAGAGACGACAGAUAUCUUGGACACAUUAGAGCACUUUUUGGCGAUGAAUAAUCACACCGACUCUACAGUGUUUUAUCUAAAGUUAGAUGUAGAGGGGGCGGAGUUGCAGGCUUUGCCACAAUGGUUAGAGAGCGAAGCAUUGAAGAAUGUUCAACAAAUUGCAAUGGAAAUACAUCUAUAUAAUAAUGUAGAUCCAGUCAUGUAUAAAACUUUGCUCACAGCUUUUCAACAACUUUACGCUUUAAGUUUCAGAAUAAUAUCACAUGAGGUGAAUAUGCCCAUGGGAAAACUGAAUGACGGUUACUAUGAACUUUUCGAGAUUGUUCUCAUGAAGGAUACUAAAUGGAAUCAUCUCAACUAAAUGUCGUCUUCGUUAGAGUUUUACAGGAAUUUGUCAAUUUACUGCCGACUUUGAUUAAUUGUUUAGAUGUCUCUGCAG
Eurytemora carolleeae is the source of this 1131-nucleotide messenger RNA. RefSeq lists its product as uncharacterized. The record is from RefSeq and is a predicted model, not a curated record. Bases 151 to 1053 code for a protein of 300 amino acids. The transcript has 15 exons. NCBI's taxonomy places the organism in Eukaryota, Metazoa, Arthropoda, Copepoda, Calanoida, Temoridae.